AUGGUUUUUUAUUAUGGGAUUGUCGCCCUGAUAUUCUCUUCUCACUUCUUUGCUUCGACAACCGCACGCUUAGCCGGAUUCCGAGGUCCCUUGACUAUCGCUCGAGAUGAGGACGGAUUCAUUGAAAGUACAGACCUUCGUUUCGAUUAUCUGAUGUUGACGUUAAUCUAUCCGGUCGCAGUCUGCAGAGCUGACGACGAUGCUGUAAAGGAUUCUUGUGAAGUUCCGGACGGAACUCCGAGCUGGACAGUUCAUGGGCUAUGGCCCAACUACGCCAACGGCUCAUACCCCCAAUUCUGCACUCGCCAGAAAUUCGACAUCGAUCUGGUGAGCCCGAUCUUUGAGGAGCUGAAGAAGGAUUGGCCCAACUUGUACCCGAAUCGCCAAGUAUCCUCUCUGUGGAAGCAUGAAUACGAGAAGCACGGCACAUGCGCCUCAUCAGAUCCGAUCUUGGAGUCUGAGCUUAAAUAUUUCCAAAGUACCCUAAAACUCCACGAACGGUUUGACGUUGCUGGAGCUUUGAGCGGAGAAGGAGUCAAGCCAGCUGAGACAAAGCAAGAACUCCUCGGAGACGUUCGCCUAUGUCUCGAUCUAAACCUAGAAUUGAUUGAUUGCCCUAAACACGCAAAAGCCGUUUCAGCCAGCCCGCAUCUGCCUGAUUUUAGGCCUUGCACCAACUCGAUCAUCUACUUGCCGAACACGCCGAAGGCCAUGCUUGAGCAGCAAGAUCAAUAUGUUGAGGCUUCACUAAUGUUAUUCCCGGCCUCAACAUUCUUCGCUCUGCUGCGCCCUCUGGAAUUCUUGAUUCUGGCUGUAAUCUUCCUAUUUGUUUUGCUAAUCUCGCUAUGCAAAUUGCAUCUGGAGUGGAUUAGGGAGCGGCAGUUGAUGAACGACAAGAACAACAACAGGAUGGGGGGCGGG
Molecule: messenger RNA, 921 nt
Organism: Mesorhabditis spiculigera
Lineage: Eukaryota; Metazoa; Nematoda; Chromadorea; Rhabditida; Rhabditidae
Source: the annotation of a GenBank genome assembly